Molecule: messenger RNA, 1065 nt
Organism: Vicia faba (fava bean)
Lineage: Eukaryota; Viridiplantae; Streptophyta; Magnoliopsida; Fabales; Fabaceae
Source: the annotation of a GenBank genome assembly
AUGGGUAAAAAAGAAUCGUUGCGGAGUAAAGCAGUUCAUCUUGUUUCGGAUCUCACCACUGUUCUUCUCAACCCUAUUUCUGACCAUAACAAACCCUCUCUUCCUCUUUCUGAAGAAGAAGAGGAUGAUGGUGAGUUGAAGGGAAGUGAGUCAGAGGUUGAAGGACCUGAUACGUCUUCGUUUACUGCGUUUCUUUAUUCGUUUUUGUCGUCGUCCGAUUCUGGAGAUAAUAGUGUAAUUGAUGAUGUGAGUGUGGCUGAAAAUGAUGACCUAGUGAAUGAGAAUUUGGUUGUUAAGAAGGGUUUCUUAUCUAGAGGUAGACAAUCACUUGGUAAGGCUAUUUAUCUAGCUGCUGCUAAAAUGGGUGGAUUUCGGAAUCAGGAGCGUGGGAGGGAUGGUUUUGAAAGUGAUGGGUGUGGUGUUGAGAUGAAACGAAUUCAGCCGGUGAAAGAGGUUCCUGGUGUGCCUUUGGUUGAUUGUUUGCUGGAUGUUUCGGAACCUUCGAUGUUGAUUUCGAGUAGUUUGAGGAAUGUGGUUUAUGAUUCGCUUCCGUCUCUUAUUCAUGGGAGGAAAUGGUUAAUGAUGUACAGCACAUGGAAACAUGGGAUAUCACUUUCAACUCUUUACCGGAGAAGCAUGCUUUGGCCUGGACCGAGUUUGCUGGUUGUUGGAGACCGGAAAGGAGCAGUAUUUGGUAGCUUAGUUGAAGCACCCCUUCGACCAUCCAACAAGAGAAAAUACCAGGGAACAAACAGUACAUUUGUUUUCACAAAUAUCUCUGGUCAUCCCGUUGUAUAUCGCCCAACAGGAGUAAACCGUUACUUCACACUUUGCACCACUGACUUUCUAGCUUUUGGCGGGGGAGGUCAUUUUGCGCUUUAUUUGGACGGUGAUCUAUUGAAUGGGUCGAGUUCCGUCUCUGAAACUUACAACAAUCCUUGCUUAGCACAUUCUCCAGAAUUUCAAGUGAAAGAUGUAGAGUUGUGGGGCUUUGUAUAUCCUUCAAAAUAUGAGGAAAUAGUGAAACUGAGCAGAACAGAGGCACCUGGGAUCUGUCGCUGGUAA